CGCACUGACACCAACACAGAAAACCGAUCAAAGAUUUUCUCCAUUUCUCCGAACUGAAAGAUAUUAAUCAAAAGAAUCAAGUAGUGGAGGAUUGGAAUUUGUGAUCGGAAAACGUAACGAUGCCGCCGAAGAAGAUGGGGGUGAACAGCAAAGCGGAGGCUGCUAGGGCACGGAAGAGCGCCACGGAGGCGGAGCGUAAGGAAAAGGACGCGCGUGAGAAGGAGGAGAAGUACUGGCGUGAAGCGGAGGGAGGGAAGUCACGUGCGGCGAAGAAACGCGAGGAGGAGUCGGAGAAGAAAGCCGAGGCUGCUGCUCGGAAGGCGGAGGUGCGGCGGUUGGCGGAGAUUGAGGAGAAAGAGCUCGAGAAGUCUCUUAAGAAGGUGGAUAAGAAAGCGACUAGGGUUUCGAUACCGGUGCCGAAGGUGACCGAGGCGGAGCUGAUUCGGCGAAAGGAGGAGGAGCAGGCGCAGAUCUUGAAGAAGGCGGAAGAGGAAAAACGGAAGCAGAGUCGGACAGCGAAGGAGGAGGAGUACGAGAAAAUGGUGCUUGUUGAGAAUACUAAUCGGGAUGAUACAGUGAUCGAGGCUAGGUCAGUGGAGGAGGCGAUUGCACAGAUGUCGGUUGCCGAUAGCUUGCCUGUGGAUAAACAUCCUGAGAAAAGGCUUAAAGCCUCGUUUAAGGCUUUUGAAGAAGCUGAGCUUCCCAAUCUGAAAGCUGAGAAACCUGGCCUCACUCACACCCAGUAUAAGGACAUGAUAUGGAAGCUAUGGAAAAAAUCUCCUGAUAAUCCACUUAACCAGGUUGCAGAGAAAUAGGUCGCACAAUUCCAACCAAGAUGCAAUAUAUAUUCCUAAUAGAGAGAGAGAGAUUGCAGUUUAAUGUAUAGAGGGGAUCAAUUGUGUAUAAGGUAACACCUAAUUUGGAGGUUUUUUUGCCCCUUUUUGUGCUCCCUUAUGCAUUUGUGAUUGUUGUUCUAAAGUUUAAAAACUAUGAUCUUGUAUGAACUUUGGACUCAUAAUUCUCUUCUUUUAAUCAAAGUAAUAAUAAUUCCGUUUGUCCA
Lactuca saligna is the source of this 1060-nucleotide messenger RNA. Lineage: Eukaryota; Viridiplantae; Streptophyta; Magnoliopsida; Asterales; Asteraceae. The record is from the annotation of a GenBank genome assembly.